AUGGACGACGCAUCUCUGGGAAAGGGAGACAACACCACGUUUACCGUUCUCGUGACUGGCGCCAACAGUGGACUUGGCUUCGCGUGUUGCUGCAGACUCAUCGAUGAAUUCCUCUACACAAGACCACAAUCUCAGACCCUGCACCUCCUCUUCUCGACCCGAGACACGAGGAAGGGUGCGGAUACCCUCAACAGACUCCAAGCGCAUUUCCAGCGGACGUUACGCGAAGCGAAUGGAAAGACGCUGGGCAUUAGCCUCCUCCUGGAAUCACGAGUCAAGAUUGAGGGCGUCCUCGUAGAUCUCCUGAAACUGACGACUGUGAAGUCUCUCGCUGAACAAUUACUACGACGAGGGCAGAAACUAGAUGCUGUGGUAUGGAAUGCUGGUGUUGCGGGCUGGCUGGGACUGAACUGGCCGAAAGCCAUCUGGAGCACGUGCACAGAUCUGGUACAGGCCGUGACCUAUCCCGCAUACAUGACCUGUGAUGUGGGCGCACGAGCGAAGCGGCAAGUACAAGACACGACCAACGCAGAAGAUGAGCCGGUGCUUGGCGAGGUUUUCACCGCCAAUGUGUUUGGCCACUAUCUGCUCACGCAUUGGCUUGCUCCUUUGAUGAGUCGAGACUCGCGUGUGGUAUGGAUUUCCAGCACGGGCGCCGUCGAAGAGUGUUUUCACAUUGACGACAUACAAGGGCUCCAAUCGUUGGCCGCUUACGAGUCUUCGAAACGGUUGACCGACUUGAUUGUUCUCACGUCAGAUUUGCCGGCGACGAGGCCUUAUACGGAAACCUUCUUCUCCUCCUUGCAACCACGAGAAGACUCUCGUCCCAUCAUGCUCGUCACACAUCCUGGUGUCGUAGCCACUUCCAUCUCUGGACUGCACUGGUUUCUCGCCAUCUUCAUGACUGCAGCCUUCUACGCAGCGCGCUGGUUGGGCUCGCCUUGGCAUCCCAUCGAGCCGUAUAAAGGUGCGGUCAGUAUGGCUUUUGCAGUGUUGGCACCGCAGCUCGUGGAGCAGGAGAGUCGGGAAGGUAAGGGAAAGUGGGGUUCAGCGACCAGUGUGCAUGGUGAUGAAAGAGUCGCUCGGACUCAGGUGCAAGGCUGGGGCUACUGUGGUACGCCUGGAGUCGUCCCGCCCGGGAGUGUCACGAAAGGACAUUAUCGUGGACUUCAGGAGACUACACGGGAGAGGAGAGAGGAAUUUGAGGAAGUGGGAAGGCAGGUGUGGAAGAAGAUGGAAGAGAUGAGAGUGCAAUGGGAGGCACGACUUGGUCCGAUCAACAACUGA
Sphaerulina musiva SO2202 is the source of this 1287-nucleotide messenger RNA. RefSeq names its product 3-keto-steroid reductase. Gene Ontology annotation, molecular function: 3-beta-hydroxysteroid 3-dehydrogenase (NADP+) activity. The record is from RefSeq and is a predicted model, not a curated record. Bases 1 to 1287 code for a protein of 428 amino acids. The transcript is spliced from 2 exons. NCBI's taxonomy places the organism in Eukaryota, Fungi, Ascomycota, Dothideomycetes, Mycosphaerellales, Mycosphaerellaceae. Gene Ontology annotation, biological process: ergosterol biosynthetic process. Gene Ontology annotation, cellular component: endoplasmic reticulum membrane; mitochondrial outer membrane; lipid droplet.